AUGAAUAACUCUACAGUGACCUUCAACACACUUGCAGCAUCUGCAAAUGCCACAACUCAAUCCAUUGGGCUAAUAGACAGUCUACAGUUGUUUCUGUGCAGCUUUACUUUCCUGUUUGGUAUGCCAAUACACUCCUAUGUUAUAUGGCUCAUCAUCACAGGAGCAGGAAGUGGAGUUGCAUUAGAGUUCUUCAACCUCAAUCUGUCUGUUUGUGAGAUUGGAAUCUGCAUAUUCUGUUUUGUAGAUUCAAUGGCAAUUUGGUUUUCUUAUCUCAAGAUAGGUUCAAAUUUUAUCCUAGGGCUAGGCAUCACUGGUCGUUCUCUGUUUUUGUGUCUGAUGUGUGUUGAGCGUUACCUGGCAGUGGUUCAUCCUGUAACCUUUCUGAAGUACAAACCUCUCAGAUAUAGAGUCAUCUGCUCCACUGUUGUCUGUAUACUAACUCUUGGCUCCUGUUUGUUCAGCAUGUUCAUUUUAAUGGCGCUGAAUAAUACUGCACACACAUGGUUCUUUACAGUGCAGAUUUUCCUUUUCUUCUCUAUCCAGCUCUUUUGUCUUGUGGCUGUUCUUAGAACUCUAAAGCAGUCAGGACCAGGAGACAGAGCGAGAGAGAGAGAAGAGGAAAACAACAUGAAGAGAAAAGCAUUUCAUCUCAUUCUAAUAACUAGUAUGAACACGGUUUUCAUAAAUGUCCCAUUUAUUAUUUUAGCAUUGUUUCGUGUUGUGACAAAGCAAAAUAGUGUGGAACUGCGAAUCGCUGCUUUGAUUUGUUAUUCACUGGGUGGUUUUGUUCAGCCGGUUCUUUAUCUGCACCGCAUUGGAAAACUCCCAUGCCUUUGUUCCUCAUGA
Messenger RNA from Carassius carassius (crucian carp), 846 nucleotides. RefSeq names its product G-protein coupled receptor 4-like. The transcript has a single exon. NCBI's taxonomy places the organism in Eukaryota, Metazoa, Chordata, Actinopteri, Cypriniformes, Cyprinidae. Bases 1 to 846 code for a protein of 281 amino acids. Gene Ontology annotation, molecular function: G protein-coupled receptor activity. The record is from RefSeq and is a predicted model, not a curated record. Gene Ontology annotation, biological process: phospholipase C-activating G protein-coupled receptor signaling pathway; positive regulation of Rho protein signal transduction.